Messenger RNA from Adineta steineri, 858 nucleotides. The record is from the annotation of a GenBank genome assembly. Lineage: Eukaryota; Metazoa; Rotifera; Eurotatoria; Adinetida; Adinetidae.
AUGCAUUCAGAUAAUGAACACGAGAAUGAUAAUAUUAAUCGAAGAGAUACCGAUUUUAAAAUCGAACGAUUUCUUGAACAAUCACAAAGUUAUUUAAAGCGAUUACCACCACUUAAACGACAAUUAAAUGAAAUUAAUCGUUUAUAUCAAUUUGAUUUAUAUGUACAAAAAUUAAACGAAAUCGGUAAAAUCGUUCAAACUUUAGCUCAAAAUAUUCGUAAUAUUGAACAGUUACAUUUACAAUUAACUGAAAAAUAUCGUGUAAAACACGAUCGAAAAAUACUUCUUCUUCGUACAGAAAUCAAUAAUGAAAUGUCAGAAUUUCAUACACUUCGUAAUCAAGCUAUGGCUUCUUCUAUUGAUGAAAAUUUGUCUACUGCAGAUGAUAGAAGUGAUGAUAAUAAUAAUACUGAACAGGAUCCAGAAUCAAAUGGACUCCGUCAACGACAUGUAACAGAAACAAAUCGUUUAAAUGAUUCAUAUGAUUUACUUGAACAAGAUCUAAUACUUUUACGUGAUACUAUGAAUGAAGUUGCUCAACUUGUUCAAUUACAUAAAGAAAAAAUAUCACACACAGAACAACUUAUACACAUAGCUCAUGAUCAAAUACGUAAUGCAUCAACAUUACUUCAAAAAGCAGUUCAAAAUAAAUAUAUUACAUUAGCAUCAGGUGCUAUACUUGGUGCUAGUCUUGGUGGACCUAUUGGUUGUAUUAUGGGUUUAAAAAUUGGUGCAUUAGCAGCAUUAAGUGGUUCAGCUGUAGGUGCUUUUUCAGUAAAUCGCAUGCAACAAAAAAUGAUACGAAAUGAACAACAGAUACAUAAUAAUCAUGAUUCAUACAAUCAAGCUAUGCUUUGA